This is a messenger RNA of Cetraspora pellucida, 546 nucleotides long. Lineage: Eukaryota; Fungi; Glomeromycota; Glomeromycetes; Diversisporales; Gigasporaceae. The record is from the annotation of a GenBank genome assembly.
AUGACUACUGAAGUUGCUGAAGACAAAAAGACGACCACACGUAAGAGAAAAACAGAAGAGACUGUUGAGCGUAAAACAAAUCCUAGACGUGCCGCGAAAACUAAGGCAGAAGAGGCUAAAGCUGCUGCUACGAGCUCAGUGAGUGGUCCGUCGACUACCAAGAAAUCUACCAAAAAAACUAAGACUGAGAAAGGCGACGGGCCAAGUCUUCCCCCUGCUAAAGCGUUUUUAGCUAACGCUCAAGAACUUAAAGUGGAAAUCACUCAACUUAUCGGAAAAGAAGGAAAUCAAAGCACCGACAAUAAAGUUAAAGAAGGUGAAGAGGAAAAGGAACCCGCAAACGCUGAAGCCCCAAAGAAUGGAGAUAGUUCACCUAAAGAACCUUUGUACACUUUGACAGCCAAGCCUCAAAAGCAUAGCACUGGUAACUAUGGUUGGACAGCAACUGUCCCCAAAGGAAAGAUCAAAGUCGACAUUGACGGUAAUGAAGUAGAAUUGCCGGUCACAAUCAAUUUUAAUGUGACUGUUCAAGGAUCAAAGAAAUAA